This is a messenger RNA of Glycine soja, 2086 nucleotides long. Its product is annotated as probable L-gulonolactone oxidase 4. The transcript has 4 exons. Gene Ontology annotation, molecular function: D-arabinono-1,4-lactone oxidase activity; FAD binding. Lineage: Eukaryota; Viridiplantae; Streptophyta; Magnoliopsida; Fabales; Fabaceae. Gene Ontology annotation, cellular component: membrane. Bases 156 to 1916 code for a protein of 586 amino acids. The record is from RefSeq and is a predicted model, not a curated record.
CUUCUCUUUCUCAUGCUCUGUACCCUCGAGCCCUAAGAUGAGGCUUACUUUCGAAAUUGCUGUACUAAAUGUCAACCUUGUUCUAUACUUCUUAUCCUUAAUAAAAAAGAACGACUUCAUACACUUGAAACCUAACAUAUAAUUAGUUCAACCAUAUGGCAUGUUUAUGCUUGAAAAGGAUGUCAAACAAAGCCUUCGAAUCAACUACUCUUGUCUUUCUUUUACUCUCUGUGGUGUUCUCUACUCCUCCAGAGGAUCCAAUCAAGUGCACGACUUCAGAGAACACAACCUGUACUAUCACAAACUCCUAUGGUUCCUUCCCUGAUCGAAGCAUUUGCAAAGCUGCUCAAGUGUUAUACCCCACCACUGAGCAAGAGCUUGUGUCUGUUGUUGCAUCAGCAACCAGAAACAAAACCAAAAUGAAAGUAGCUACCCGUUAUUCCCAUAGCAUCCCCAAGCUGGUGUGCCCAGAUGGCGAAAAUGGGAUGCUAAUUAGCACCAAAUAUCUCAACAAAAUUGUGAAGGUUGAUGUAGAAGCAAAUACAAUGACUGUGGAGAGUGGUGUGACUCUGCAACAGUUUAUCAAUGAGGCUGCAAAGGUAGGGUUGGCCUUGCCAUAUGCACCAUAUUGGUGGGGUGUGACAAUUGGAGGGCUAAUGGGAACUGGUGCACAUGGAAGCACUUUGCGGGGGAAGGGAAGUGCUGUCCAUGAUUAUGUUGUGGGGCUUAGGAUUGUUAGGCCUGCAGGUCAUGAAGAUGGUUAUGCUAAGGUUGAGAGCCUCAAUGAACGACAUGAAGAUCUUAAUGCAACCAAAGUAUCACUCGGUGUGUUGGGAGUUAUUUCACAGAUUACUCUAAAACUAGAACGCCUCUUCAAACGAUCCAUCACGUAUGUGGCAAAAAAUGAUUCAGAUUUGGGAGACCAAGUUGCUGCUUUUGGACAUGCACAUGAGUUUGCAGAUAUAAUGUGGUACCCAAGUCAACGCAAGGUUGUCUACCGUGUUGAUGAUCGUGUUCCAUUCAAUACAUCGGGCAAUGGUCUCUAUGACUUUAUCCCUUUACGUCCCACUCCUUCAAAUAUAUCGAUUUUUAGGAGAACCACGGAGGAUAUUCAAGAAUCCACAAAUGAUGCCAUUGGAAAGUGCAUAGAUGCUAAUGCCUCAUCGAAUGCCCUAUUCACCGUAGCUUAUGGACUUACUAACAAUGGUAUAAGCUUCACUGGAUACCCUGUAAUUGGAUUUCAGAACCACCUUCAGUCAUCUGGGUCAUGCUUGGAUAGUCCUCAAGAUGCAUUGAUCACAACAUGUGGCUGGGAUCCUAGAGUGGAGGGCUUGUUCUAUUACAAUACCGCAUUUAGCAUUAGGUUGUCUGUUGUAAAAAAAUUUAUUGAAGAUGUGCAAAAGCUAGUUCAAUUGGAGCCAAAGGGAUUAUGUAUAUUAGGGCUUUACAAUGGAAUUGUCAUGCGCUAUGUCACCGCUUCAAGUGCCUACUUGGGAAAGCAGGAGGAUGCUUUAGAAUUUGAUUUCUUGUACUACCGUAGCAGAGACCCAAUGACUCCCAGGCUUUAUGAAGACAUUCUUGAAGAGGUUGAACAACUUGGGAUUUUUAAAUAUGGAGGACUACCUCAUUGGGGUAAGAAUAGGAACUUGGCAUUUCAAGGAGUCAUCAAAAAGUACAAAAACGCAAAGAAAUUUUUGAAGGUUAAAAACAAGUAUGAUCCAAAAGGACUUUUCUCAAAUACAUGGACAGACCAAGUGCUUGGGCUAAAGGAUGGAGUGACAAUAUUGAAGGAUGGGUGUGCAUUAGAAGGUUUGUGCAUUUGUUCACAGGAUAGUCAUUGCAAUCCAAGCAAAGGUUACUAUUGCAGGCCAGGCAAGGUUUACAAGAAAGCAAGAGUUUGUACUCAUUUGAAAUAAGGCCAAAUUUAUCAGAAAGGACAUUAAUGCUAUAUCGUAAGUGAUAAUAUUUAUAAAUAAAACUUACAUCUUACAAAUAAUUUAGCAAAUCGCAUUAAUUACAUUUCUUAUAAACUCUAGCCUAUACUUAUUUUUACCCUUAUCUCGUUUUGACCAGUAAUCAUUUUAAU